Molecule: messenger RNA, 2575 nt
Organism: Bombus pascuorum
Lineage: Eukaryota; Metazoa; Arthropoda; Insecta; Hymenoptera; Apidae
Gene: CaMKI
Product: calcium/calmodulin-dependent protein kinase type 1
Exons: 8
Coding region: 722-2035 (437 amino acids)
Biological process (GO): protein phosphorylation
Molecular function (GO): calmodulin binding; calcium/calmodulin-dependent protein kinase activity; ATP binding
Source: RefSeq, a predicted model, not a curated record
CGAUGGGUGCAACGAGCAUACGGUCAGUUCGAGUUCGAGCGCUACAGUAUCAUGAGAGAAAAGCAUCGAGUGAGAGAUGUGUUGACUCAAGUGAGCAUCAUGAUCCAUUCGAAUAUGUAUUAAUUUUCUAAUAUCGGAAGAAACGACAACAGGAAAUAUCGCCGUGCGCUAAAGUGAGGAAGAGGGACUAGAAAAGAGAGUGGAGGCGAUCUAGUACAUAGACAUUCAGAGCUAUCUCUGCUGCAUAGUACAAGCUGUAUCGCCAGGGCGCGAGGCCGCGACCCUGAGCCCGAUACGCGGAAUAGGACGUUUCGAUAGCGGAAUAGUGCGCGCAACGAAUACGUGUCAAACAUCGGUCCACGGAUAAGCGCAAAGUGGAGCAUCGUAGCGUACGCGGUGCUAUCUGCUAUCAUUUGCUCGCGAAAAGGUCGAGAGUUCAUGAUCAUUCAGUGACUCGAAACGAUGAUUCGACUCGUCGUUUGACGACGAUCAUUUUUUUUCUUUAUUUAUCACUGCCUGAACGAUCAAAAACUAUUAGUAGGCAAAACGACGAAUUUUUUCUCCCUGCUCUCUCUCUUCUUAAGUAGAUAUCUCGUUGACCAGUGUUAUAACCUGUUAAGAUCGAACGUUUCUACGUUACAUCGUUCAGAAAGAUUGCUUUGAAAAAGAGAAUUUUGUGAAUCGGAGAGUGAUUAUUGUAUAGUGAUAACACGAUCCGAAGAUGCCGCUCUUCGGUAAAAAGGAUUCGAAUAAAAAGAUCAAGAAAGAUGGGAAAGACGAUAAAUCGCCGUCUGUCGAGGACAAAUACAUCCUAAAGGAGUUGCUUGGAACGGGUGCUUUCUCUGAAGUACGUUUGGCAGAAAGUAAAGAGAAGCCUGGUCAAAUGUUUGCUGUGAAAAUCAUUGAUAAAAAAGCAUUGAAAGGAAAAGAAGAUUCUUUAGAAAAUGAAAUUAGAGUGUUGCGAAGGUUAACACAUCCAAAUAUUGUUCAAUUACUGGAAACAUUUGAGGAUAAACACAAAGUUUAUUUAGUUAUGGAAUUGGUUACUGGUGGAGAACUAUUUGAUAGAAUUGUUGAAAAAGGUUCCUAUACAGAGAAAGAUGCAUCAGGUUUAAUAAGACAAGUUUUAGAAGCUGUUGAUUAUAUGCAUGAUCAAGGUGUUGUGCAUAGGGAUCUUAAACCUGAAAACCUUUUAUAUUAUAAUCCAGAUGAAGAUAGCAAGAUCAUGAUUAGUGACUUUGGACUAUCAAAAAUGGAAGACUCUGGUAUUAUGGCAACCGCAUGCGGUACUCCAGGAUAUGUUGCUCCAGAAGUCUUAGCACAAAAACCGUAUGGAAAAGCUGUAGAUGUGUGGAGUAUAGGAGUCAUUUCUUACAUCUUAUUAUGUGGUUAUCCUCCAUUUUAUGAUGAAAACGAUGCGAACCUGUUUGCACAAAUUUUAAAAGGUGAAUUUGAAUUUGAUUCGCCGUACUGGGACGAUAUCAGUGAGUCUGCAAAGGAUUUCAUUCACAAAUUGAUGUGCGUCAAUGUCGAGGAACGCUUUAGUUGCAAACAAGCCCUUGCACAUCCUUGGAUAUCCGGCAACGCUGCUAGCAAUAAAAAUAUCCAUGGCUCCGUAGGAAUGUCUUCCUCUUCUCUCAUGGUUGCAGCAAGCCUACCACGCAGCCACGGUCAUACGUCAAAUGCAACGGCUGGCACUCAACAGCGGCCAGCAGCAGCAGGGCCCAGGAUCAACAGGCCCCUCCAGCGGCAACCCCACGCCAUACCCCGAUCAAUCGCAAUCCAACCCCAGUUACCAACCCAGAUCAGUGGAGCCUCCGACCAACCUCAAUUGAAGGAAAUACGCGAGUCACCAUUGCCGGUGUCAAGCUUGGUGGUCUCGAGUCCUAUUCCCAUUCCGAUCACUCCAAAUUCACCAUUAUACUUACGCAACAAACGCUUCAAGCUGUGGGGUAGCACACGCACUGCUCUGUCUACUCUAUUUCAAACGAAUGUAUCGUAUCUUAGAAAGCAAAGAAAGUAUAAGAAAAGCUGAGUCACGCUAAGUUUCUUCUAAUGAAAAAUAUCGAAGCCAUCAGGUGGCCGUUUAUUCUCUUACCGAGUUAUUAUUCAAAUACUGGUAAGAGUUUGUAUAGAUUCCAGCUAAUUCGCUUUAUUGUGGUCUCCUGUGACAUGGUUGCCACCGAUCGUAUAUAUUACAAAAUUACACACGCUCGCGAGUGCGCGCACAUAUACACACUUAAAUACACGUAUAAACAGCCCGCGCGAUAUAAAGCGAUUUUCCGAAUGUUUCUCGUUUUAUCGUCCCUUUCAGUUUUGUUGGCUUUGUUUCGACAAUUUCUAAAUAGAUCUUCUCACUUUGUUAGUAUAUAUUUCACAGUAGAAUUAAAUCCCGUAGCCAUCAAUAGUGACUUUAAAUGACGAUAUGUCAACAGCAUUGAUUUGAUCAAGUGAAGAUGUAGUUAAUGUAUUUAGAUAAACUUAAUGCUAAUUGUGAAAUCUUGUAACGCAAGAAAGAUCUUGCUCGAUCAAAUCUGCUAAGUGUAUAAAGAAAGAAAAAAAAAAAAAAAAGAAA